GGAGGGGAAGGGGAGACAGGCGGUUUGCUGUCGAGGCCCUUGACCGUAUUCCUGAGGGAAAAAGGAACCGGCGGCGACGAGGAAGCGGGGACCCACCUUGGUCGACGGAGCCAUGGCCGUCUCGAGGCAGGACGGGGGAGCGACGGGGCUCCGGAGGGCGAGUCCAGGCGGCCCGCGGCGGCGGCGCUGGGCUAUGGCCGGCGAAGGGGACGACGGCGGCGAAGAGGAGGCCGACGCCGCGCUGACGCUGGUCCCCUUCUCGCCGGCGCCCUUGCUCAGCUUCGGCGCCGUCCGCGUGGGCACGUCGCGCCUCCGACGCCUGGCGCUCGAGAACCCGAACGCCGAGCCCGUCCGCGUGGUCGUCGGGAGACCCCCGCCCGCCGCCAAGGGCUUCGCCGUGCAGGAGCCGCGCCACUGGCUGCUGCAGUCUGGAGAGAGAAUAUUAAUUUCAGUAACAUGGACACCACUGGAAGGUGGCAAAGUGCGGGAGCUCAUAACAUUUGUUGUAAAUGAUGUUGUUAAACAUCAAGCAGUUUUGCUGGGUUCUGCUGAGCAGUCUACAAAGAAAAAGAAGAGUCUUUGGGAUACAGUUAAAAAGAGAGCUCCUUCACGGCAAUCACAAUAUCAGAAGAAACUUCCCAUAAUCAAAAAUAUAAAUGAAACUUUUCACAUGUCCAAAAAACCUGGAAGAGUUAGAAGCCCUCUCCAAGCCUGUGAGAACUUGGAAGUGAAUGGAUGCAGCAUUUCACCUAGUGGGAACAGUGUAAUCCUCUUAGAAAAUAGCUUCUUACACUCUCCAACUGAUCCCAUACUACAAGAAAAGCAGCGUGUCACUAAUCCCCCUCUUUCAAUGGGGAGAUCAAUUCCAUAUUUUGUUACUGGUACAGUAGCAUUUAAUGAAUUACAGCAGGAUACAAAACAGACCUGUACUGUUAUGCCAAAGUGUGACAAUCUUGUGGAAACCAAAUUGGAAAGUGGACGUAUUAGUUCAGUGAAAGUGGAAAGUUCUAGUACAGAUUCAGUUUGCACACCAGAAAAUCUGAAAAGCUUUCCUUUGAAUCACAGGAAAAUUUUAAGCCCUGAUUCUUUUGUACAUGAUAGCUAUGAACUUUGUGAAGAGCCUUCUAUAGCUACAAGAGUGCCAGUUCUUUCACCUGAUCAGUUUUUAAAAGAGAAUCAAAUAGUUAUUCAGCCAACUUCACAAGUACAUAAAUCGGUGUCCCAUUCUUCAAGUUUGGGAUCUUACACAAUUUGUUCACAACAGAAGGAAAGAAUGCAAUUUUUACUUUUCCUGUGGAGUCUCAUUUUUCAAGCAAGCAACUUAAUGAUGCACACAGUAAAAAAAAUGCAGCAUUUCAGUUUGAAAAGUUUGAACGAAAUGCAAGUGGGUGCAAGAAAAAUGGCCCAGAUCAAAUUUGCUCCUUCCAGAAAGAACAUGGUAAAAAAAGGCCUCUGUUGUGCAACACAGUUACUAAAAGUAAGUCAGGUCCUGAGGGACAAGGAAGGAACUCACUAAAACCAAAAUCUAGAAAA
This is a messenger RNA of Podarcis muralis (Common wall lizard), 1533 nucleotides long. Lineage: Eukaryota; Metazoa; Chordata; Lepidosauria; Squamata; Lacertidae. The record is from RefSeq and is a predicted model, not a curated record.